Molecule: messenger RNA, 1815 nt
Organism: Colletotrichum spaethianum
Lineage: Eukaryota; Fungi; Ascomycota; Sordariomycetes; Glomerellales; Glomerellaceae
Exons: 5
Coding region: 1-1815 (604 amino acids)
Source: RefSeq, a predicted model, not a curated record
AUGGUUUGCACCCUCGGAUUUCUUAACCGCACCGGCCUUGGCUACCUCAGCCAGAUUUAUAAGGAUUACCAGUCGUUCACCGAGUGGACUGACAAUGGGAAGUUUAAUAAUAAGAGGCACCUCCUGGGAUUCAAUGUUGAGCAGCUCAAAAUGACUCGCGAGAAAAGCUUCACGGCCAAGAUUAUUGAGAUCGAAAAGCAACUGGAGAAUGAACACAACCUCACUGAAGAUGAGGUAUGGCAUCUUGAUCAGGAGCUUGUCAAAAUUUUGAAAAACCGUGAUGACGCUCUGAGCCAAGAGAAUUUGGAAAUGGGACUCGAAGAGGACAAGAAAAGGGUGUUCGAAAAUAUGAAGAAAGAAGAUGGUACUAUGGCAAUUCCCAGAAUGGCCAAGGCCUAUCGCGAGCAGCUCCAGAAGGUUCAAAAAGGAGAGCUUCCAGACUCUAUGGAGCCCAAGGUUGUAGAGGGCGGAGUCAAGGCAAACGGUGAGGAUUUAUCUGACUCUACGAAAUACAUGGCUGUAGAGGGCAGAGUCAAGGCAAUCGGCGUCUGGGAUACAGUGGGAAGCCUUGGUAUUCCAAAAAUGCCAUGGGACCUCUGGAAAGGCCGCCGUAGUGUCGAUGAGCUGAGGUUUACAAGCCUUAACAUCCAUCCCAACGUCGAGCACGCCUUCCACGGUCUGGCUCUGGAUGAAUGGCGAACAGCCUUCGCUCCUACGCUGUGGAGACGCAAGGAACACAACAAUGUGACCAAACUUCGCCAGGUGUGGUUUCCUGGUUGUCACAGCAAUGUUGGAGGAGGGUCAAACUCCCAGCAGAUUUCGAAGAUUGCACUUGCAUGGAUGGCAGAUCAACUAAGCUCUGUUGGCGUAGAGUUUAGCAAGACUGAAAUGAAGCGCAUCUUCAGUACUCUCUCCCAUGGUGACGAAUUACGUCCUUGGGGCUUAGGUAAAAUCACCAGUCCGGAAAGUCUUGCUACGACGCUCCCCGACCGAGUGUGGAGCACUCUGACGCUGCCCUACCGCGCAUACAUUCGUGAUUUGACAGAGAGUUCCAUACGGACGCCGGGUCUAUAUCGAAACGACAAGGAGAGCAGACGUCUCACAAACACCGACGAGUGGGUCCAUCCGUCUGUUAGGAUCCGGUAUUUGUAUCAUGGCCUUGGGCUUGACGACGAAGACGAAUGGCGCUGCAAGGCCUUGUCCGGGCGUGGCUGGCAGCUUAAGCUCGUUGAAAAAGCACCCGACGCGAAGGAUAUUCGACAAGGUCGGGAUAUAAAUGUCUUGGACCAGUACAAAACUAUUGGCGGAUCCGUUACAGCCGUACAUGACCAAUACCCAAAGUCCCACGACGAAAGCGAGACCCUCGUGCGAACAGAGCACCCCCCUGAAGCCGACCUCAAGCAACUUGCCGUUCCAAAAAGCACCUGGACCUGGGUAAACUCGGAGUUCUCAGAAGCCCGACCGCUUAAAGAAGAGCACAUUGGCAUGUGGGAGCGGAUGUACAUCGAAAUCAAUGAGAAGCUCGUCAGUGCGAAGGUGAAGAGCCAACACGGGAGGGAAACCACGCCAACACCCAUCGACCGGCUCAGAGGUUUGGCGACGCUUGGUACAGCCAAGUGGAUCAUGGAGACCUCCCUGGCCACUAUAUUUGGCGCCGCCCCGCAGAAGUUGUUUCCGGAGAAGUAUCCAACUCAUUAUGGCUAUCACGACUUCGUCUCUUGGCAGAAAGGACUCAGCCCUGUUGCAGAGAGCGUGGCUCCGCAUAAGUUGCGCGAAGGUGAGGCGCUGUCUUCGCCUUUGAAUGACGGUACGUAG